AUGUGGAGCAGCAAAUCAAAAGAGGUGCCUUUACCAAAUCCAAGGAACUCUCAAAGCAAGGACACUGUUCAAGCAGAUAUAACUACACCGUGGGAUGCACUUUCACAGAACAAGGCUGCUCUGAGACACAUUGAAAACAAGUUAGAAGUAGCCCCUACAAGUACAGCUGUAUUUGAUUCUGUCAUGGAUGCCAAGAAAUCUGCAAAUGCUACACGAAAAAUAAGUAGAAAAGAUGGUCGAUACCUGGAUGAUUCUUGGGUUAAUGCUUCAGUCACCAAAUCUUCUAAAUCACGGAAAGAGAAAUCUCGUAGUCCUUUGAGAGCUACCACCCUUGAGAGUAAUGUGAAGAAAAAUAAUCGUGUGGAAUUUCGUGAUCCCUUAGUUUCUUAUAGGGAAAUCCAUGGUGCACCUUCUAAUUUAAGUUCCAACCAUCUGGAGUCAAAGCUUGUAUAUUGCGUGGAUGUUAAUGAAAAAAAAACUGAGAGUGGGAAUCAAAUGACAAGCAAUCGAGAAGAAAAGAAUAUACAUGAUUUUGAGAGCUCCCAAUCAUCUGUCAUAAAUGAUACAGUUGUUAGGUUUUUAAAUGAUAGACCAGCAAUUGAUGCAUUGCAAAAUUCCGAAUGUUUGAUUAAAAUGGGAGCUCCUUUGAGAUCUGAGGAAGAAAAGUCUAAUAGACCAAAAGGCAAUGAGAACAGUUUGAAGGCUUCUGUGAGUAACUUGAGCCAUGAAGUUGAUCCAAAACUAUUACGGCUAACGGACUCUUCUCCAUCUUCUACAAGUACUUCCAAUUCCCAAAGAUUAGAUAUUUUAAAGCGACGACAACAUGAUGCCAAACUAGAAAAACUCAAGGAGCGGAUUAGGAAACAGUGGGAACACUCAGAAGAAACAAAUGGUCAGGGUCAGAAUCUGGGCUAUAGUGACCAUCCAGUAAUGGUUGUCAAUGUUGACAGCUCAGUGGCAACAAAAGUCAGGAAAGUGGCAACAGCACCACCUGCUCCAUCAUAUAAAGGCUUCAACCCUUCAGAAACCAAGAUUCGAACCCCUGAUGGGAAAGUAUGGCAGGAGGCUGAGUUUCAAAACAUGAGUAGAGAAUUAUAUCAAGACUUAGCAUUACAUUUUGCAGAUGAUGUCUCUAUAAAAGAAAAACCUGCUGAAAAAGGUAAAGAGAAGAAAGUGGUCAAACCAGUUCGAAAAGUCCAAAAGGCAACGCAGUUGUCAAGCCUAGAAUGCAAAACAGGUAGUAGUCGUCUAAUAAGUACAUCUUCUUGGAGAGAUGGACAAAAAUUAGUAAAGAAGAUCCUAGGACCUGCACCCAGAAUGGAACAAAAGGAGCGAAGAACAGUAUCAAGUGACAGAAGUGGAAGAGAAAGAACUACUAAAUCUGGGGUUCAUAUUGGAAGAGCAGAAUCUGAUCCCAGGUUGGAUGUUUCACAUAGAAGUCUUCCACGGAGCUCAGAACGUUCGAGAAGUAGAGCUCGAUCCGAGAAUAAUAUAAAGAAAUUAGCUCCAUCUCUUCCGGAUAACAAACAGGAGGAAGAUACUGCCUUAAAUAAGGACUUUUUACCUGUUGAAAUUCGUGGAAUUCUUGAUGACUUGCAGCUGGAUUCUGUAACUCAGACAGCAAGACAAGAGCCUGGAGAGCCACAGAAUCAAAAGUUAUCAGCACCUGUUCAAGUCCAAGCUCCUAGGAGUCACAGCCCAGUAAAAAGAAAACCUGACAAAAUAACUGCCAAUGAAGAUCCCCCUGUUAUUUCUAAAAAGCGCCACUAUGACACAGAUGAAGUGCGACAGUACAUUGUUAGACAACAGGAAGAGAGGAAGCGAAAGCAAAAUGAAGAGAAGAAGGCUCAAAAGGAGGCCACUGAACAGAAGAAUAAGCGAUUACAAGAACUCUACCGGAAACAAAAAGAAGCCUUUACUAAAGUGAAAAAUGUGCCUCCUCCUGAGCCAUCAACUACUAGACGACUACAGGAGACUUAUUCCAAAUUGUUACUAGAUAAGACCUUGCUUGAAGAACCAUCUCGUCAACAACAUGUUACACAGGAAACACAGGCCAGACCAGGGUAUCAACCAUCUGGAGAAUCUGAUAAAGAAAACAAAGUGCAGGAACGUCCCCCAAGUGCAUCUUCCAGUAGUGACAUGUCUCUAUCAGAACCUCCACAGCCUCUUACAAGAAGAGACUUGAUGGAACCUACAUGGAUGCAGCCUGACAGAUUGAGCCCACUAGUCCACCAUUCUCAACCACAGCCCCUUGUUGGAACAGCUGGAAAUUUACUUUCCCAUCUCUUGAGUUUAGAACAUGUAGGAAUUUUGAAUAAAGAUUUUGAAUCUAUUUUACCAACCAGGAAAAAUCAUAAUAUGGUUUCAGGACCAUUAACUUUUACACCUCAAACGUAUCUGACCUCACCAGCUGCUCAUCCAGAUGCCUUGCAAAAAUCUAGUGCCAGCCAAUAUAAGAGUAAACUGGAUCGUAUUGAAGCCUUGAAAGCAACAGCUGCUUCUUUGUCCAGCAGAAUUGAAAGUGAAGCCAAGAAAUUAGCUGGGGCCAAUAUUAACUAUGGGUCAGUAUGGAGCACUGACUGUGAUCUUCAGCAAGCACCUCAAGAAGAUGGAUCUUGGAACAAAGCUAUAAGUCCACCUGUGAAAGAAGAUACUGAAGAUGUUUUCUCGGCCCGAAUUCAAAAGAUGUUGGGAACUUGUGUGUCUCAUGCAACCUUUGAUGAUGAUCUUCCUGGUGUAGGCAACCUGAGUGAAUUUAAAAAGCUUCCUGAGAUGAUCAGACCUCACAGUGCCAUAUCAAGCUUCAGAAUGAGAUCCCCGGGUCCCAAACCAGAAGGAUUGCUGGCACAAUUGUGUAAGAGGCAGACUGACUCUUCUAGCUCUGAUAUGCAAGCCUGUUCUCAAGAGAAAGCCAAAUUGUCACUUGGUUCCAGUGCAGAUUCAAUCAGUGAGGGGCCACUUCUUAGUGAGGGGAGUUUCUCUGAAGAAGAGGGAGGCCGGAAUGGGCGGACCCUUUUGAAGGUAGCAGAAGUCUUAAAAGAAAAGGAAUUUUGUGCUGGAGAAAGAAAUACUUAUGAACCAAUCAAAGAGUUUCAGAAGGAGGCUGAAAAUUUCCUGCCACUUUUUGGGCACAUAAGUGAAACACAGAGCAAAGGACCAUGGGAAGAAUUAGCAAAGGGAAGUCCACAUAGUGUCAUUAAUAUCUUUACAAAAUCGUAUCAACUAUAUGGAAAAGGCUUAGAAAACAGGUUGGAGAGACGAACAUCAGCAUUGCGACCUUUGAAUACCAUCACAACCCCUCUAAGCAGUAUUUCAUAUGAAGAUGAUUUUGUCUCCUCUUCAGGGAGUGGGACUCUGACGGAGAAAAAAUCAGCUCUUGAACCUACUUUAGGCAUUCAGGAGGAGCGUUCUAGCAGGAAGUCUGCUUAUGAUGUUUCCACUGUGGACAUUAUUACUUCCCCACAUUCGUCAGGGGCCCAGUCUGCUGCAUCAUCUCGGUCAUCUACUUCUUCUAAAGGAAAGAAAGGGAAAAAAGAAAAGUUAGAACGGUUGGAUUCACUUAAUGGAAAUAUUCAGAACUCUCUUCUUGAUGAAGAAAAAGUACAGUCUGGCUCAGAACAUGGUUCCCAUCAAGGAAAGAAGUCUGGGACGAGUAGCAAACAUUCUAUUAAAGAUUAUGAGCAGACUCUUGAAACGGAUAGCGUGUUGGAGGAUUUUUCUGGACAUUCUGUGAGUGUCUCUUCAGAGAAGGGAAGAUCUCAGAAAACUCCGACAUCUCCUCUAUCUCCAAGUUCUCAGAAAUUGUUACAGUUUGACCUUCCGGGAACUUCAUUGGAAAAGACUAAGUCCUCGGUAGUAAUACCUCCAACUACAACAGCAUUUAAACCUCCUGCAGCCUUCACGGAUGUUAAUCUGACUGCCAGCAGAACAACUGCAGAGAUGGCUUCAGCACUGGGUUCUAAGCGCUUUUCCCCUGUUGGCCUCCAGCAUCGUUUGGCAGCAGAACUCAGUUAUUUGAAUGCUAUUGAGGAGUCCAUGCGCCAACUGUCAGAUGUAGAAAGAGUUCGAGGCAUUUCGCUUGCUCAGCAGGAGAGUGUGUCUCUGGCUCAAAUCAUAAAGGCACAGCAGCAACGACAUGAAAGAGACUUGGCCCUUUUGAAACUGAAGGCUGAGCAAGAAGCUUUGGAGAGCCAGAGACAAUUAGAAGAAACCCGAAACAAAGCAGCCCAGGUUCAUGCAGAGUCAUUAAAGCAGGUUGUUAAAUCACAACGCGAAGUAACUGAAGUCCUGCAGGAGGCAACAUGUAAAAUAGCAGCUCAGCAAACAGAGACUUCUCGCCUCACCACAGAUGCUGCACGCCAAAUCUGUGAGAUGGCAGAGUUGACUCGAACUCACAUAUCAGAUGCCGUCACUGCUUCAGGAGUUCCCCUAGCAACACUGUAUGACAACCAGCGGCAACCCCCUCCGGACUUCAUGAAAACCCUGAGGACUAGAGCUGAAAGAGAUAGGAAAAGUGAAUCUGUUUCACUCUCUCAGAGUAAAGAAGGGACCCUUUACUCAAAGCAUCAGAAGUAUUCUCCUUCCUAUGAUAGUUAUUCUGAGUGUUCAAGAUACAAGAAUCACAGUCGAAGGAGUAGUAGUGGUAGCAGCCGUCAAGAAAGUCCUAUAGUCCCAUCUUCUAAGGAUAAUGAGAAGAAACUUCUUCAUGAUGAAAAGAUGGAGAGUUCUAUUGAUGAACAUGUUCAGACUGCUGCAGAUGAUUCUCUACGAAGUGAUAGCAUUCCAUCUCUUCCCGAUGAGAAAGAUUCAACUUCCAUUGCAACAGAGUAUUCCCUGAAAUUUGAUGAAUCCAUGACAGAAGAUGAAAUAGAAGAAAAGUCAUUUCGAUCUUUACUACCUUCUGAGAGUCAUCGCAGAUUUAACAUGGAAAAGAAAAGAGGCCAUCAUGAUGACUCUGAUGAAGAAGCUUCUCCAGAAAAGACCACACUGUCCUCUGUCAAGGAGCUGAGCAUGCCAUUCUCAGGAGGACAGGAUAGUUUCUCUAAAUUUACUAUGGAGAUGGUUCGACAGUAUAUGAAAGAAGAGGAAAUGCGUGCAGCUCAUCAGUCUUCACUCCUGCGUCUUAGAGAAAAGGCCUUAAAAGAGAAAACUAAGGCCGAGUUAGCUUGGCUAGAGCAUCAAAAAAAACAUCUAAGAGACAAAGGAGAAGAUGAUAAAAUGCCCCCACUCCGUAAGAAACAGCGUGGUUUGCUCUUAAGGCUGCAGCAAGAAAAGGCAGAAAUUAAACGUCUUCAAGAAGCCAAUAAGGCAGCUCGGAAGGAAAGACAAUUGAUUCUUAAACAGCAAGAGGAGAUAGAAAGGAUCCGACAGACCACUAUAAAACUGCAAGAGAAGUUGAAGUCUGCAGGGGAGAAUAAAUUGGAGUCUCAUAGUGAUGAUAAUACCAAGGAUAAUAAAGCAACUAGUCCUGGUCCAACUGACUUGGAAACCCGUAGUCCUUCUCCUAUUUCAAUCUCCAGCAGUGAAACUAGCAGUAUUAUGCAGAAGCUGAAGAAAAUGAGAAGCCGCAUGGAUGAGAAGUUUCUGACAAAGCGAGAGCAAAAACUAAUGCAACGGCGACAACAUGCAGAGGAGCUGCUAGAGUGGAAACGGCGUUUAGAUGCAGAGGAAGCAGAGAUUCGUCAAAUGGAGAAACAAGCUUUGGCUGCCUGGGACAAAGAAUUAAUAAAACCCAAAACCCCUAAGAAAGAACUGGGCGACCAGAGAACAGAACAGAAAGAAAUAGCCAGUGAAGAGGAAUCUCCAAUACCUUCCUACUCUCAUCUAAAUAGUGUAAGCUCUGUUCCAGAAGAACUGGGCAGCCCUGCUGUGGAAUAUAUACCAUCUGAGCCUUUAGCUCAAGAACAGCCAGGCAGUCCUGAUCACAGUGUACUUACUGAAGAUAUGGUUUUUUCACAAGAACUGGAAUCAUCUACCUCACCUAGUAAACAUUCACCUCCCAAAAGCUGCACAUCCGUAUCAAAACAGGAGUCUAGCAAAGGAAGUCAUAGGACCGGAGGACAGUAUCGUCUACCUAUCAAGUCCCAUCAGCCCUGUUAUAGUUGGUCAGAUGAGUCAUUAUCUAUGACACCAUCAGAAACUACAUCUGACCAGAGUGACAUUGAAGGCCGGAUCAGAGCUCUGAAGGAUGAGCUUCGGAAAAGAAAAUCCGUUGUGGACCAGUUGAAGAAAGAACAGAAAAAAAGGCAAAAGGAAAGGCUGAAAGCCCAAGAAGCCAGUCUGAUCAAACAGUUAGAGUCAUAUGACGAAUACAUUAAGAAAACUGAAGCCGAGCUUAGCCGAGAUUUGGAAACCUCACCAACAGCCAAGCCUCAAAUUAAAACGCUCUCCUCAGCUUCUGAAAAACCCAAGAUCAAGCCCCUUCCACUACACAGAUCUGAAACAGCAAAGAAUUGGAAAUCCCUAACAGACUCUGAACGUUCUAGAGCAUCUCUAGAGGCUAUCGCUGAGCAUGUUGAUGCUGUAUUGUCAGCUUCUGAGAGAUCUUUUUCAGAAAGGCCUUUUUCUUCAUGUGCAAAGAAAGUGAUCGAAUUGGAUGGCCAAGCAGAAGAGCCUUUUCAGAGCCCAUCACCGGUUCUCAGGUCAUCAAGGAAAAAUAGGGCAGAAUCUGGAGAUUCUCUAGAAAAUAUAUCAUCAUUAUCUCUACUAAAUACCCCUAGUAGAAUUCUUAAUGUGUCAGAAGCCAAAGUUGAAGAACCACCUAAGAAAAAAUCAGAAAUACGAGAAGAGGUAGAUUAUGCAAUAUUGGAGAAGAGUGAGAUUGAAGUUGCCUAUAAUAAACAGUCUGAGAAAUCUGAUGUCUUAUUGAAACCAGACCUGGAACAGGGAGAUUCAUCUGAAAUUCUUUCAAAGAAAGAUCUUCCUUUUGCUCCUGCAAAUGUUCAGAAAGGCUUGGUUACAUUAGCUAUAGAAAGUCUUCAUAAAAGGGGGGAAAUGUUGAAAGAGAGACAGCCAGAUCAAGAUACGGAUCAUAGUCCAAACAGCCAGUCAGGAAAUGGCAUUCAUGAACAAAAGAACAUAAAGGGAAGGGACUCAUCUUUGUCAGAACAUCUUCCGACUCCUACAGAGGUAUCAUACUCUGAAGAUUUUGACGGAUCUUCUCUCAGGAAAGAUGUUUCAGCUGAAUUGUACAAAGAUGACUUUGAGGUGUCAACUUUUUUGUCACUCAGGAAAGACUCUCAGCCAAUGAGGAGCUCUAGAAGUAGAGCUACUAGCUUUAGUAGUGAUGAUGAAAUCAGUGAAUGCUUAAGUGAGAAAAGCCUUUCCAUUCACAGCAGUGUCCACUCUGAAAGGCUGUUAGAACUCAAGUCCCCUACUGAGCUUAUGAAAAGUAAGGAGCGCAGUGAUGUAGAGCAUGAACAGGGAGUUACUGAAUCCCUUUCCUUGGGUUCAGUUUCUAUUGCAGAUGAAUUGCGUGAUUUCCACAUUGGUGAUAGGGUAUUAAUUGGCAAUGUUCAACCAGGAACUCUUCGAUUCAAGGGUGUGACUAGUUUUGCUAAAGGAUUUUGGGCUGGAGUAGAGUUGGAUAAACCUGAAGGAAAUAACAAUGGAACAUAUGAUGGUAUUGUAUACUUUGUGUGCAAAGAGAAACAUGGUAUUUUUGCUCCUCCUCAAAAAAUAACUCAUAUUCCAGAAAACUUUGAUGACUAUAUAGACGUAAAUGAAGAUGAAGACUCUUAUUCAGAUAAGCAAUAUCAUCAGUACUAUAAUCAAGAACCAAAAGAUACAGAGGAUCAUAAGUCUGAUAAAGAGAAAGAUACAAUUGAAUAUUUUUAUGAAAAGUCUCUACCUAGCAUGCAUGAUACAGAUGCACUGGUUGACAAAAGCCUUAAAAUAGAAACAGACAAUAUACAAGGUAUUUCUGGGGCACUUGAAGCACAUGUUCACCAGCAAUCUUCAGUGGAGUCACUGAUUUCUUCAAAGGAAAACAAAGACCUUAUUUCUAGUACUCCAGAAAAGGUAUCCAUUGCUGUAGAAGGUGAUACUUUAGACAAUGCCUUUUCAGAAGAAUUGAAGAAGCAAUACCACUUCACAGAAAAGGAAGAGAAUUUACAUUCUGAAAUUUCAGAAAAGCUUUCUACUCCACUUCUGGACCUUUUAACAAGAGAAAAGAAACAACUGGAAUCCCAGCUGAGGUCAUCACUAAGUGAAGAAAAAAAGUCAAAGCAACAACUGGAAACAGUCAGCUUACUGACAGACAAUUUAUUAAAAGUCUUUGUGAAGGAUACAGUCAACCAAUUGCAACAAAUUAAAAGAGCUCGGGAUGAGAAAAUCCAUUUUAGCAAUCAGGAGCUUCUUGAUGAUGACCAAAAGAAAGUGCCAUUCCAAGGCCUGUUCCCAAAUCUCGAGGAACAAUCAAGUGUUCCAAGUUGCUAUUUAAGGUCUGAAUUAGAAGAUGAAAAAGAAGAGAUUUCCUCUCCAGAUAUGUGUCCCAGGCCUGAAAGUCCAGUGUUUGGUGCCAGUGGGCAAGAGGAGCUUGCUAAGAGACUUGCUGAACUUGAGAUCAGUCGGGAGUUCCUGAGCGUGUUAGGAGAUGAUCAAGACUGGUUUGAUGAAGACUUUGGCUUGAGCUCUUCUCACAAAGUCCAAAAGAAUAAAGUAGAAGAAGCAAUUGUACCUCUUAUGGCAGACUCUAAAAGACCUCCCCAAAAGCCAUGUGAAACAUUAUUGGCAGUCCCACAUACUGCAGAAGAAGUAGAAAUUCUGGUAUAUAAUGCAGCAGAAGAACUUUGGAAAUGGAAAGAAUUAGGUCAUGAUCUGCAUAGUAUCAGUAUUCCUACAAAACUGCUUGCGUGUGUCAGCAAUGGUCAAGAUAUAGAAAGCACUAGUAAAAGAGUCUAUAAGCAGGCGGUUUUUGAUUUAACUAAAGAGAUCUUUGUGGAAAUAUUUGCUGAGGAUCCCAACGUGAAUCAGCCUGUCUGGAUGAAGCCAUGUAGAAUCAACUCUAAUUAUUUCCGACGAGUGAAAAAUCCAAAUGACCUUGAUGAAAUUAAGAACUUCAUAGCAACUGAAGUACUCAAGUUGUUCAGUCUUAAAAAGGAGUCCAACCACAAAACAGACUGGCAGAAAAUGAUGAAAUUUGGAAGAAAGAAGAGAGACCGAGUAGAUCAUAUCCUGGUACAGGAGCUCCACGAGGAGGAGGCCCAGUGGGUGAACUAUGAUGAGGAUGAAUUGUGUGUGAAGAUGCAGCUAGCUGAUGGGAUCUUUGAGACCUUGAUCAGAGAUACUAUUGAUGUUCUCAAUCAGAUCAGUGAAAAACAGGGGAGAAUGCUACUUGUGUGA
Molecule: messenger RNA, 9342 nt
Organism: Chrysochloris asiatica (Cape golden mole)
Lineage: Eukaryota; Metazoa; Chordata; Mammalia; Afrosoricida; Chrysochloridae
Gene: CEP350
Product: centrosomal protein 350kDa
Exons: 37
Coding region: 1-9342 (3113 amino acids)
Biological process (GO): microtubule anchoring
Cellular component (GO): centrosome
Molecular function (GO): microtubule binding
Source: RefSeq, a predicted model, not a curated record